AUGUCGGGACCCUGCGUCCGCAUCCCGUUUUGGGUUCGCGUGUUUCUCCUGCUGCUGCUUUAUAGAAUCGCUGCGGGCUGCCCGGAGCUUUUUUCCAGCGGCUGCAGCUGCACGGAGGACCGCAGUAAAGCCCACCCUACUCCCGGGACUCGGAGGAAAGUGAGCUGCGGUGGAAAGGAGCUGACUGAAACGCCCGAAGUCAGUCUGCUCCCAAACAGGACUGUCUCUCUAAAUCUGAGCAACAACCGUAUUCGCAUGCUGAAAAAUGGCUCCUUCGCUGGCUUAUCCUCCCUUGAGAAGCUGGAUCUCAGGAAUAACUUGAUCAGCACCAUUAUGCCCGGAGCCUUUCUGGGUCUCACAGCACUUCGAAAACUUGACCUCUCCAGUAACCGAAUUGGGUGCUUGACUCCAGAAAUGUUCCAGGGACUUACCAACCUCACUAAAUUAAACAUCUCUGGAAACAUCUUUUCCUCUCUGGACCCAAAUGUGUUUAUGGAGUUGCACUCUCUCAAGCUAGUGAACUUCCAUUCUGAGUUCCUGUCGUGUGACUGCGGUCUUCGCUGGGUCCCAAGUUUUUUCCGCAGUGGUUCUGCUCGACUGGGGGAUGAAACUUUAUGUGCAUAUCCCAGACGGCUUCAAAACAAACCCCUACGUCUUCUAAGAGAGAGUGACCUCAGCUGUGAGGGUCCACUGGAACUGCACACAUUGUCGUUAUUACCCUCACAGCGGCAGGUUGUUUUUAAGGGAGACAGGCUGCCUUUCCAUUGCACUGCCUCUUUGGUUGACAAAAUUACUGCCCUUCACUGGCGACAAAAUGGUCAGCCUGUUACCAGUGACCCUACCAAGGGAAUUCAUCUGGAGGAGAGUGUACAACAUGACUGUACCUUCAUCACAAGUGAACUGAUCCUGUCAAACGUCCAUGUUGAGGCAAGCGGUGAGUGGGAAUGUGUGGUGUCUACAGGCCGUGGGAACACCUCUUGCAGUGUGGAGAUAGUGGUGCUAGAGAACAGUGCCUCCUUCUGUCCGGAGCAGAAAGUGAACAACAAUCGAGGGGAGUUCAGAUGGCCUAGAACUCUAGCUGGCAUCACCUCCUACCAGCACUGUCUGCAGCUACGCUAUCCUUCCCUAACUCUAGGGGGUGGUGUGGAGCAGAAGAAGGCUUCACGUAACUGUGACCGGUCUGGACGCUGGGAGGAGGCAGACUACUCUCAGUGCCUUUAUACCAAUGACAUCACACGCAUACUACAUACAUUCAUACUGAUGCCUGUCAAUGCCUCCAAUGCCGUGACUCUGGCUCACCAAGUGCGGUCAUACACACUUGAGGCUGCUGGUUUCACUGACACAGUGGAUGUUCUGUAUGUGGCUCAGAUGAUGCACAAAUUCAUGGAUUAUGUUACAGAACUGCGUGAGCUGUCCGAGGUGCUGGUUGAAAUGGGGAGUAACCUGAUGCAGGUAGAUGAUCAGAUCCUGGCUCGGGCACAGAGAGAGGAAAGAGCCUGCAGUUCAAUCGUCUAUACUCUGGAGACUCUUGCUUGGCCUCAGUUGCACUCUCACGCCCAGGACCUUUCCAGAUAUUCUCGUAACAUUGUGAUGGAGGCUCACCUAAUUCGUCCUGCUCAUUUCACUGGCAUUAGCUGCACGGUUUAUCAGAGACGAGAGGGGGCAGCUGGGAGCCAGGUGCAUGAUGGGGCCGAUCUUUCACUUGAGCAGCAACUAAGAUUUCGCUGCACCACAGGAACCCACAACACCUCACUGAAUGCUUUCCAUCUCAAGAAUGCAGUGGCUCUUGCUACAGUUUCUCUCCCUGCAACUCUUUUCCCGCCGAACGCUCCUCCUGACUGUAAACUUCAGUUUGUUGCAUUUCGCAAUGGAAGAUUCUUCCCAUUUACCAGCAAUUUUACCGGACAUUCGGACCUUGCCCGCAGACGAGGCAUCAGCACACCUGUUAUCUACGCUGGCCUUGAUGGAUGUAGCAUGUGGAAUCAGUCAGAUCCCAUUAUUGUUUCACUACGACACACGUCACCCGGACAUGACCCUGUCGCCGCCCACUGGAACUCGCAGGCAUUGGGGCAUCAUGGGAGUUGGAGUCUUGAUGGCUGUCAGCUGAUUCAUAGUGAUGUGUCCAUAUCUACACUGCGCUGCUCAGUACUGAGCAAUUACGCUGUGCUUCAGGAGAUACCAGACUUCCCAGGUUCACCUUCGAUUCCAGUGGAAGUGCUUCAUCCUGUGAUUUACACUUGCACUGCAGUGCUGCUCCUCUGCCUCUUCACCAUCAUCAUCACUUAUAUACUGCACCAUAGCUCCAUCAGAAUCACGAGGAAGAGUUGGCACACUCUCCUGAACACUAGUUUCCAUGUUGCAAUGACGUCUGCAGUGUUUGCUGGAGGCAUCACUCUGACAGGAUACCCAAUUGUAUGCCAGGCAGUAGGGAUUGUUCUUCACUACUCCUCUCUCUCCACUUUGUUAUGGAUUGGUGUUAGUGCCAGGGUUAUCUAUAAAGAAGCCUUAUUAAGAACUCCACAGCAACUAGAAGGAGAAUCUGCUGUACAACCAACCCAAAGGCCCAUGCUUAGGUUUUACUUGAUAGCCGGCGGCGUCCCUCUAAUCAUAUGUGGUAUCACUGCAGCAGUAAACAUCAAUAACUAUGGAGACAACAUUCCUUACUGCUGGUUGGUAUGGCAACCCAGUUUCGGAGCUUUCUACAUUCCAGCUGGAUUGAUCAUUCUUGUGACCUGGAUCUACUUCCUGUGCACUGUUUUCUGCCUGAGGCAGCGAAACUUCCAGGAGUCUAAAGAUCUUCAAUGCUCUGCAUCCGACCCUUCAAAUUUGCCAGAGAGUCAACCGGCACUCAGCGGCAGCACCAGUCUUCUUUCCACAGACUCUGGGGUCAGCCCGGUGCAUGCUGGAACAACAGUGGAGGACCAGUACUCAUUGAAGGUCCAGUGUCUGGCACUGAUGGCAACCCAGUUUGUGUUUGUUGGGCUGUGGUGCUGCGGCGCUAUGGCAGUUUGGCAUGUGGAUAGAGAGCGGAAACUCUUCAGUUGCCUAUAUGGAGGAACAGCUACCGGUUUAGGCAUCUUUUUAGUGCUCCAUCACUGUUUCAAGCGUUUGGAUGUCCAGGCAGCUUGGCUAGGGUGUUGUCCAGGCUAUCAUCGCUCUCAACCCAUGCCAGCCUAUUCCCACCCCUGCACUGUCACAGUGGGUGUUCAGAGUGCCUCAGAAAGGGGCUCCCAGCUUUUUGUAGCAUGCCAUCCACCUACGGACCCAAACCAUUACUCUUCUUCUGCCAGGUCAUCUUCAACUCAGAGUGGAACAGCAAGUAUCACUGUUGUACCUAGCAAGCUUACUAACCUCCUCCAAGUGUCCCAAGAUAAUGCAAACAAUGCUAGUCGGGCACCGGCGGGAACUAAUACCAAUACAAGCACAAGCACAGAGAACAAUAAGCCAACCAACAAUCUGCUGCCUAGUUUACUGCCCGUCCAGCAGCCUCAAAGGAGGAAAGCUUGUAGUAGAACCAAGGGUGGCAAUACCCAGUACCAUCACAGAGGAGACGCCAGAAGUCACUACCGCCUCAAAGCUCUCAGAGCAGGUGGAGGGGGUAGCAUGGGUGCUCUGGGACCUUCUGGCACAGAGCACUCAAACAUUUACCAUGUACACAAACAUGCUUCCAGUGAGAAUGGAAGUCUACGAAAUAGCCAUUCAGAGGGCCAGAAUGGCCUUCUGACCAACGGGCGGCACAGAGGGGAAGGACUGGCGACGAGCCCUUCGGAAGGUAGUGAUGGAGGUAGCAGUGGAAGUAGAAAACCUUUUCCACUGUUGCCUUCGGUAGCACGUAGGGCUGCUAUGCAGCAGAAUGCUCAGUGCCGCAGCGCUAGCAAAGACAAUCUUAAACUGGCUGCUGCAGCUGAGAGAGAGUCCAAGCGGAGCUCAUUCCCUUUAAACAUGUCAUCAAAUGUUACUGCGACAGCCUCAUUGUCGACAGUUUCAGCACCAAAUGGAACACUAAAGGGAUCUGUGGUGGAACUGGACACUAGUGGAACUGACCAAUCACAAGGUUCGGUGGGUAUGAAGAGCAGGGUAUGGAAGAGCGAGACGACUGUAUAA
Messenger RNA from Danio rerio (zebrafish), 4104 nucleotides. It is a transcript of the gene adgra2, whose product is annotated as adhesion G protein-coupled receptor A2. Gene Ontology annotation, cellular component: membrane; plasma membrane; Wnt signalosome. Gene Ontology annotation, biological process: cell surface receptor signaling pathway; canonical Wnt signaling pathway; G protein-coupled receptor signaling pathway. The record is from RefSeq and is marked provisional. Gene Ontology annotation, molecular function: G protein-coupled receptor activity; transmembrane signaling receptor activity. Lineage: Eukaryota; Metazoa; Chordata; Actinopteri; Cypriniformes; Danionidae.